UCAUGACUUUGACAAUGUCGGUGGAGAGUCCAGAUUCUGGGAAAUAUGUUGUAUAUACCGUUACAUCAGACGAAAGCAGCACGGAUUUAGAAGAUGGACACGUCAAUUUCAAAGAUACCGAAACUGACUCACUUAACGGGAAACAAUCGCCAUCACAUCGACCUCUGAGGUCACUCUCAUCAGAUUCUUCUAAGUGGAGUUCAUUUUGGUCAACAAGAGAAAAAUGUUGUUGUCUCUGGAAUAUUGCAUUUAUUAUGGCGAUUGGUGCUCUCGUUUUUGUUGUUGUAUACCUAACGAAGAGAGGUGCUAACAAGCCUUCAUUUGAAACAAAUUACACCCGGAACCCUAUGGGAACAUACUACGUGAGUACGAUGUCUCCAAAGGACUUCGAAUCAGAAUCAAACCAGAUCUGCUACACAUCAGAAUGUGUUCGUUUGUCCGCGGAACUUCGCUCGCGGAUGAAUACAAGUGCUGAUCCGUGUGAGGAUUUUUACGAAUAUGCUUGUGGGGGAUAUACAGCGCCGCUAACAUGGACAGCCCCUAGAGUUCGUGAAGUACCCGAUGCUUUGAGACAUUCCUUUACGUCUUUAAUUAUAGAGAAAUUAUCAUCAGCAAUUCGAAGUCACGAUACGCCCGGUAUGAAGGUAGCAAAAAAAGCAUAUCAAUCCUGUGUCACGGCACCAGACCGGAACCUGCAACAACACUUUGAAGAACUGGUCGACAGCUUUGAAGGGGAUCCAGAAAAUCCCAACGAAGGACACAGACAUUCACUCACCAGGCUUUUGGCCCAUGCUGUAAAAUUCUACGGAGUAUCGCCAUUGUUCAAAGUCAUACGGUUGGAAAAUGACAAAUUAGCUAUCAUAAACCGUUAUUCAGACCAAAGAAUUACUGAACUCUCUAAAGCUGGUCACAAGGUUUCAUCCUUUCGACAUUUAUCUGUAAGGGAAUUUUACUAUUUGACGCCAAGUGAUAAGAAAGUUGUUGCCUACAGAAACUACGUCAGAAAUAUUCUAAAACACGUCUUCGGUAAUGGCACCAGUAGUUUUUCCGUUGCAUAUCUUAAACUGACACUGAAUGAAGUUCUAGACUUUGAAAUGAGACUUAAUCAGGCGAUGUUUGCACCUUCAGCAGUUAGUUCACUCAACAUCAUGCUCAAUUGUACACAACGAUACACAAUAGGUGAACUAGAAAGAUCAUCCUCUGGCUACAAGAUCGACUGGAGAUUGUUUUUUAGCAUUCUUCUGAACAGAAAUGUGACAGAAAAUUUUGCAAUUUGCUUUUCAGAUAUUUCAUAUGACGUAACAGAUAUACUUUAUGACACUCAAAUUAACGUGAUAAAAAAUUUCAUCAAACUCCACAUCAUACUGAAUUCGGAUAUAGCAUUCGCCAACCAUAUACUGGUCAAUCCGUUCAUAGACAAUGAUAUAAAUUCGUUGAAAUUUUCUACAAAGGAAAUCAAAUGUUUCAAAUGUAUAGAAAAUAUUUUACCUGUAAGUUCUAUAUUCAAAUCAACGGAUGAAAUACUUUUCAUGAGAAAUUCUUCAUUUGUGUUUGGUGAGUUGAAGAAGUCCCUGAUUAAAAUCAUUGACAACAUGUACUGGAUUCCAUUCAAACAGAGGAAGGCAUUUAUCUCACACGCCAACGAAGCCGCUAUCUUAUUUACAACAGACCGGAAGUAUAAAAUCUAUGACAGUUCCGCAUAUUUUUCAUUUUUAAAUAAAUCAGACUUUUAUCCAAUAGUCUUUAGAGCCAUCAGACAGAAAUAUUCAUAUGAGAUGGACGGAUAUAUUAUUGCGCCAUUAUUUACAAGUACGAUUUCCUAUUAUGAUGAUUUGAGGCAGACUAUAGUGUUAUCACCAAUGGCGAACAAGGAACCAAUAUUUUAUCACUUCGCAUCAAACGCACUCCUUUUUGGCUCAACUGGUGCAUUCAUCGCACAAAUACUAGCCAGGGUAUUUGAUAUUGAUGUUAUUCUUUCCUAUUAUUUGAAUGGCAUUAUAGAGCAGGAGGUUGUAUUCACAUUUGCUCAUCAUUUUCAAUGUCUCGUUGAGACUUUUACAAAAUAUACAAUAACGGACCUCGGUGGAAAAGUACAUCAGGCAAAUGGUGCUUUGACGAAAGGGGAAAAUUUUAGGGACACGUUAGCCUUAAGAGUUACAUAUAAUUCCUUCAAAUCCAAUAUCAGUUGGAAAGACAAAUACAUGCUCCCUGCAUUACAACUCACGGAGAACCAAUUAUUUUUUGUGGCUUACACACAGACUCUGUGUGAAAGAGUAAAUCCAAGAGGUGUUGAGAUGUUUUACAUUAACAACAAACGAACAAUUACUCUUCCGAGACAUUUACGGAUAAAGGGAGUUUUAUCAAAUUUUGACCACUUUUCAAAAGACUUCAACUGUCCAGUAGGCUCAGCUAUGAAUCCUGUAGAUAAAUGUGUUCUCUUUUAGAAGGAAAUUAUUCAUAUAAAGUGUAUUUUAAUAUGUGGUUCUGUUUAUACUGAUAGACCAACUAUGUGCAUUAUUGCUCUGGUUAAUCCUGAUGAAAUAAAGUUGCGUAAUUUUAUUUUACGGCUAGAAUAAAUAUUUCGAUUCAUCCUCUCAUAUUUUAUUUAAAAGAAAAUGAUAUCUUUUUUAAGAUACUCAGUAUUGCCUUAUAGGUGUAAAAAAAAAAAAAAAUAUUUAUAGCUAAUGUCCCCUUUAGUGCUGUAUAGAUCGAUGACUUAUUCUACAAGAUAUGCUCUAUUAAGGUUCAUUUGAGGCAAUAAAUGUUUUGUAUAUGAUGUUAACAAUAAAGGGUCACAUGAACAUUUAAAAAAUUUGCAAAACAGACUGCUGAUUUAUAGUGAUUGAGAAUGUAACAAAAAGGUUUGAUUGUGUC
Molecule: messenger RNA, 2874 nt
Organism: Saccostrea echinata
Lineage: Eukaryota; Metazoa; Mollusca; Bivalvia; Ostreida; Ostreidae
Product: neprilysin-2-like
Exons: 14
Coding region: 3-2444 (813 amino acids)
Biological process (GO): protein processing
Cellular component (GO): plasma membrane
Molecular function (GO): metalloendopeptidase activity
Source: RefSeq, a predicted model, not a curated record